Thlaspi arvense is the source of this 315-nucleotide messenger RNA. NCBI's taxonomy places the organism in Eukaryota, Viridiplantae, Streptophyta, Magnoliopsida, Brassicales, Brassicaceae. The record is from the annotation of a GenBank genome assembly.
AUGGGGGAACAGGAGGAAGGGGGGAAGAAAAAGAGGGUGGUGGUGGAGUCCCUCGGAUGGCUGACGGAGUCCUCCAUCAUGCCGAAGAAGCACCGCGCUAUCGCUGGCGUGGGUGCCUCCUCGAUCCUCGAGCUCAAGGCGAGCUCUACAAGUCGCAAGAAGAGUCCAAACGUUCCAAGGAACUCUCCCACGCCUCCGACCAGAUCGGAUACCAGCGCGCCAAGAAAAAAAUUGCCCCUCGAGACCCUCUCGCUCUCAAGAAUUCCGGCGUGGAGGCUCGUGCUCUUAAGUACGCCCCUUAUGAUUAUUAUAUAG